AUGUACAAGUCACACGCCCUCACAACUCCAACAUCCAUCCGUCUCUUGGAUAUUAUCGAGUCCAGAGACGGCAUCAUUCGUUGCUCCAUGCGAGUAGUCGACCUAAAUGAUGAGAAUUUCGAAUUCGCCGCCGUCUCAUACACAUGGGGCAACCCCACUACAGUUCACGAAGACCCCAUGCCCGACAUCGAUGGCUUGGAAUUCGCAGAACACGCCGAUAAACUUCCUUUCACCUAUUACAGCCCAAAACUGGGACCCGAUGGCGAUAGACUGGUGAUGGUUGAUCGGGCCAAGCUUCUGUACUACGAUAUGCAUCGUUAUGUCCCGCGCGAAGAGGUGCUUUGGCAAAAGCGCACCCAUCAUGAAAUAGAGGUUGAUGGGAGUCGAGUGCCAAUCGAGGAAAAUCUCUUAUCGUUCUUCCAGUCGGUAUUGAAACUUCGAGCGGCAACCGCUCCAGGUCCAGGAGAGCCGGAGAGCACGGCUUACCGCUCCAUCAACCUGCCCAUCUGGGCUGAUGCACUAUGUAUCAACCAGGCCGACCUCGAUGAACGAGCGGCCCAAGUCAAGCUUAUGGGGCACCUAUACAAGUCAGCGAGCCUCGUACUUGUCUGGGUUGGCGAACAUGACAGGCUUGCAGAACUAGCGAUACAGGCAAUGGGGAGAAUUCUUGAUUUCGACGCAACUCGUCUUCACGCACAAGACUCAUCAUACCAAGAACAAGAGGAAGUCACCAUGUUUUCAGUACCAGGUAUGACAGUAGCGCACUGGUUCGCCCUCUUUUCUCUCUUCCAAAGGCUUUGGUUCCGAAGGGCUUGGGUCGUUCAGGAGGCUGUCUUUGCUCGGGAUAUGUUGAUGGUUUGCGGCGCGACGCUGCAAAGUAUGGACUUCAUCCUGGCGGUUGCUGGAUUUCUGGAACAGACGGGAAUCGAUAUUGAGUUAUGCAAGUUUGGGCAAAGUUUCCUCACUAAUCGAGCUGUAUCAGACCAGUCUCAACACUGGGAGAAAUUGUCGUUGCUCUCAGGACAGCCAGCGAGGGUGGUUAAUGAGUUAAAGGUCACUCCGCGCGAUGCUCUGUCUUUUAUCAUAGGAUAUCACCAUACUCGCUCGCGUCUUGGGCUCUGCAAUGCCGGCCUACCUGUGGUCACCCUACUUCCAGAUGAAGAAGGGGAAGACGGGAAAACCAAGGGUAAAUCAUGUCGAUGGGCCGUAAGGCUUCCCGAAGUUACCCACCUCAUCGAUCACGAUAUGGUGGCAUCUUUCUGUGAGGAGCUGGGUACAACUGGUUUCAGAUUUGAACGCCGAAAGCUGCACUUACUUUCCGUCCUCUCCGACUUCCGGGAGCUCGAGGCUACAGAUCCUCGAGACAAGAUCUUCGCCUUUCUGAACCUUGCUGAGGACGGUCUCGGGCUACAACCAGACUACAGUGCCGAUAUCAAAGAGGUCUUUAUCCAAGCAACAAAGACAAUGAUUAACAAACGAAUUGGUUCGCACCUUGCGGUCCUAUCCCAUGUGCAAGAUCUUUCAGACACAAGGAUCCAAGGUCUUCCAAGCUGGGUGCCAGACUUUAGCGCCAGGCUGGGACGGGUUCCUUUCGAUCAAGGUGGGCAUGAUGAUCGUUUUUGCGCCGGCACUCACCAGGACAUUGAUUACGACGACUGGGUGAUCCAUAUUGAUGCUGAUGAUAAGCUAAGUGUCAAGGGUAUCAAGCUGGAUACUGUAUCCAUGUCUACAGAGCUUAAUCAAGAUCCAGUUAUCCAGGCUCUACGACUGGCUUUGCAUAGUCCAGCCGAAUAUCCUGAUCAAGCCAGAGCAUGGCGUGUCGAGAAUACUGGCGUUAGUAGCUCCAGGCGAUACAUCCGCCCUUCACAAGCGGUGACCCGGGUUGAAGCCCUAUGGCGCACUCUGAUCAUUGAUAAACUGACUGAAGAGGAGGACGACUUCGGGAGUUUGGACUCAAGAGUGAACAUAGGGACGGGCUUCAGCAACUGGAUUCUGACGGACAUCCUAGAAGCUCGCGACUUUCUUGCUGAGUGGUCAGGACAUUGCUCGGAAUCGUGGGCAUGGGAACUGAUUCAGAAGUCGUUCACUACUCGCUUAGCUCUCUGGUCGGCCAUGUAUGACGCACGGCAGGUGUCCGAUGAACUGCAGGUGCCAGAUCUCGAAACAGCUAUAGCUGAUUUCAGAGAAAAGAUAGAAAAGGAGACAGAAAAGCCAGACAACAAUGGAGAGGAUGAAGAGGAAGUAAGUGAUCGAAGCCAAAAGCUAGCACAGGAAGCAGAAAAGGAGGGGGAGAGCGAACAUGAGAAAGAAGAAUCGGAAUCAUCCGAUAAAGGAGAAUGUGAUGAAAAAGCUCAGGGAGGCAACAUUUCGUUGGACACAAGCUUUUUACCCCCAGCACGGCUCAUCAGCAAAGGCUUUCGAGCUCCUGUGAUGGAAGAAGACGAACAAGAUAAGGACCCAUUGGGGGGCAAGUAUAAGAGACCUUCGAUGCAACGACUAACUCCCUUGGGGCGGAGAAAGUUGCGCAACUUCGAAAAGCACAUGCGGAAUGCUACUCAGGGCCGAAAACUCUUCAUGACGGAAUCGGGAUUGCUUGGCCUGGGACCCAAGACUCUCGGACAGAGUAGCAGCAAGGAUGAAGUAUGGAUCUUGAUGGGGGCUCGGGUGCCUUUCAUUCUACAUCAUAUCGAAGGUUCCAAGUAUCGUAUUGUUGGGGAGGCAUAUGUUCAUGGAGUGAUGUAUGGGGAAGGAUAUGAUCGUUAUACUGGCUGGGAUGAGUUUGGGCGCACUGGCAUGUAUAACAUUCAGUUGGUCUAA
Molecule: messenger RNA, 2817 nt
Organism: Fusarium musae
Lineage: Eukaryota; Fungi; Ascomycota; Sordariomycetes; Hypocreales; Nectriaceae
Exons: 1
Coding region: 1-2817 (938 amino acids)
Source: RefSeq, a predicted model, not a curated record